GAGCAAAAAAGAAGUGCGCGUGCUCCGGGCGCCAGAAUGUAGCCAAGUAGCGACGUGAUGACGUCACACCCCAUGUUUGAGCCGCGGCUUGUGUUAGCUUGUGGCUAGCUAGUGGCUAAAACGGCACAAACGUGGGUAAUUUACCGCAGAGUUUAAAUAUUUAUUGAAAGAGGAGCUUGGAUGAUUCAGCAGCUAAUGUCUGGUAGCUAGCCGACGAACUAACUGUGCCGUGGAGACGUUUGAUCUAACCGGUCAACAUGGCGACGGACGUCAGCUCACCGCAGCGGUUUUUCCACAUGCCCCGCUUCCAGCAUCAAGCGCCGCGGCAGUUGUUCUACAAGCGACCAGACUUUGCUCAACAGCAAGCAAUGCAGCAGCUCACCUUCGAUGGAAAACGCAUGAGGAAGGCUGUCAAUCGCAAAACCAUCGACUACAACCCUUCGGUCAUCAGAUACCUGCAGAAUCGUCAGUGGCAACGAGAUCACCGUGACCUACGAGCCAUUCAGCCUGAUGCCGGAUGCUACAACGACUUGGUUCCUCCCAUCGGAAUGAUGAACAAUCCAAUGAAUGCUGUCACCACAAAGUUUGUGCGCACGUCCACCAACAAAGUCAAAUGUCCUGUCUUUGUCAUCCGGUGGACUCCUGAGGGGCGUCGUCUGGUCACAGGAGCAUCCAGCGGCGAGUUUACGCUAUGGAAUGGACUGACAUUCAACUUUGAGACCAUUUUACAGGCUCACGACAGUCCGGUGCGUGCCAUGACAUGGUCCCACAACGACAUGUGGAUGCUGACGGCGGACCAUGGCGGCUAUGUGAAGUACUGGCAGUCCAACAUGAACAACGUGAAGAUGUUCCAGGCUCACAAGGAGGCCGUUAGAGAAGCCAGCUUUUCGCCCACUGAUAGUAAAUUUGCCACCUGCUCAGAUGACGGCACUGUUCGGAUUUGGGACUUUCAGCGCUGCCAUGAGGAGCGCAUCCUUCGAGGUCAUGGUGCUGAUGUGAAGUGUGUGGACUGGCACCCCACUAAAGGUCUGGUGGUGUCUGGCAGCAAAGACAGUCAGCAGCCAAUCAAAUUCUGGGACCCAAAAACUGGACAGAGUCUGGCAACAUUACACGCCCACAAAAACACAGUGAUGGAGGUCAAGUGGAACACAAACGGAAACUGGCUGCUGACUGCCUCGCGUGACCACCUUUGUAAACUGUUUGACAUCAGGAACCUGAAGGAAGAACUCCAGGUGUUCCGGGGUCAUAAAAAGGAAGCAACAGCGGUGGCGUGGCAUCCCAUCCAUGAAGGCCUGUUUGCUAGCGGAGGUUCUGAUGGUUCUUUGCUCUUCUGGCAUACAGGAGUGGAGAAGGAGGUGGGAGGCAUGGAGAUGGCUCAUGAGGGCAUGAUCUGGAGUCUGGCCUGGCACCCGCUAGGUCACAUUUUGUGCUCUGGCUCCAAUGACCACACCAGUAAAUUUUGGACAAGGAAUCGUCCCGGUGACAAGAUGAGGGACCGUUAUAACCUCAACCUGCUACCUGGAAUGUCAGAAGAUGGCGUGGAAUACGAUGACAUGGACUCAAACAGCAUUGCUGCCAUCCCCGGAAUGGGCAUCCCUGAGCAGCUGAAGGCCGCCAUGGAGCAGGAGCAGAGUCAUAAGGAGGCAGGGCCAGAGGAGAUGUCCAUCCCAGGACUGGACUGGGGCAUGGACGAGGUUAUGGGAAAAGACAACAAGAAGGUCCCCCAAAAGAAAGUCCCCUACGCCAAACCCAUCCCAGCCCAGUUCCAACAGGCCUGGGCUGAGAAUAAAGUUCCCAUGAUGCCCCCUGCUGGAGACAGUCCCAAAGAGCGCAAAGUGGAGCAGAAAUUGGACAUGAAGAAGAAAACACAGGCGGAGAUUGAGCAGGAGAUAGCAUCUUUCCAGUACACCAACCCCUUACUGAUGGAGCAGCUGAAGAUGGACCGCAUGAUGGGUACCGAAGGGAACAACCAGAGCAAAGGCCAUGUGGGCCCCUUCCCUGGUCAACAGAACUUCCCUCGUCCCCAGCAGAUGUCCAAUAACAUGGGGACUCCCAUGGGCUCUGGAGGCAUGCAACCUUCUUUCAUGGCCCCUGGUCAGAUGGGGGCUCCCUCUGGGCCACCUCAGGGCAUGAUGGGACCUGUAGACAUGCAAAGACAUCCUGCACCCACCAGGAACUUGGGCCCUCAAGGACAUCACAGCAUGGGUCCUGGACCUAGAGGAAUGCAGGGUCCCCACGGGGGGUUGACAGGGCCACCCUCUAGAGGAAUGGGUCCCCGAGACCUACAGGGGGCUCCGCCUCAGGGGGGCAUUAUGGGGCCCCCAUCCAGGACACAUGGCAACAUGCCAAACAACUAUGGGAUGAGUAACAUGCAGGCUACCCCGGGUGGGAUGCAUGGGCCCCCGGCGAACAUGCAGGGCCCCCCGGGGAACAUGCAGGGCCCCCCGUACAUGCAGCAUCAGACUCAGACCUCGGCACCUGUGAUGCAUGGGAGGGGCCAACAGGGCCCCAACAACAAAGACCCUCGGGGGCCAUCACCAAACCACCUCAUGGGGCCUCCGGAACGCCAAGGCGCCGGGGGGCCCGACCAGGGACAUUACUGGGGGGACAAUCAGCAAGGCCGACACGGGACGCAGGACUUUGACGUGAACCAGAAGUUCCAUGGACGAGGAGAGGAGGGAUGGAGACACGGACCCGCCUACCAGGGAGGUGGGGGGCACAGCAGCGGGAGCGGUCACCGAGGAGGUAGCGGCGGUAACUGGGGCACCGAUGACAGGCCCCCCCGAGACUCAGGGGAGUUCAGAGGGCGACGAGAUGACAGAUUUAGAGGCGGUCCAGGUCGACCUGGAGGUCGAGGUUACCAGGAUGAGUACGGGAGCAAGGAGGAAGGCUUUGAUGGCUCUGAAGAUGUGAGAAGCUGGGACACCGGAGGCCGGGGAAGACCACGAGGCGGCGGACCCCCCAGAGGAGGGGGUCACGAUGGCUAUCGUGAUGGUCCCCAGUUGCAUGAUGGGACGUCCCCUGUGGGCCGUGAGCGCUCUUUGUCUCUCCAGGGGAUGGACAUGGCAUCUCUGCCGCCAAGAAAAAGACCAUGGCAGGACGGCCCGGGAACUGCAGACCCUCGAGAGCGAGAGUUGCCCGCCGCCGACACAGGACGACCUCCUCAGAGGGACGAAGGUGGUUAUGGUCCACCGGGGAGAGGAGGACGGGGUGGGUGGGGUCCAGCGCUAAGGAGAGGAGCCCCUCCACCAAGAGGUGUGAUGCGGGGUGGUGGUCGGGGCCGGUAGUCCCGGACUUUGCCCCCUUCCCCUUGAUGUGACUGUCAAAGUGCUGCUGUGAAUCAGCUGAGUGAAAGCAGGCCAUGUGACACUGGUCAUGUGACUGGUCAGUAUCUUCAGCCGUCAAAGUCUCCACUUUCCUUGUUGCUUUUUGUAAGAAAUGUUUUCAUGAUGUAAUAAACAUUCACACUUCAAAUGUCAACCAUCAAAACUGCUGGUUGUGACAUCAGCACCAAUCGAAGCUCACAGGGUCCGUGACGUCAUAUUGGCAUAGUUUUGCCGCUCACUGUCCUUUUAAUAGCGGACGCCGCCAUCCCUCCCAUGAAGCGGAUCCCGGCACUUCCUCCGGGAAGCAGCGACACAACGUAGCCGACGAUAGCGGUGACCUGCGCUGCGGCUCCGAGUGCGGUCAGCGCGGUGCUGUGAAGGCUCAACGCGGCAUACAGAGUCCCUCCGAGGGCGCACAGGUACACGGCAGCUCCGGGCGAGGUGGGCAGGCCGGCGACCAGCUUGCUGGGUCCACGGAGCACUGCAGCGGCCGCAAUGGCGAAAAGUGAACCGAGCGACCAUAGCAGUGCAAACUUGCGGGCGUAGAGCAGCAACAAGGGCGCGUACAAGAACGACAAACCGAAGCACAGCGCCGACAAUGCCGCUAACAUCCCGAAUAUCGCCAGCCGUUGGCGGCGAGAAAUGCCGGGCAGGCAGGGGUCCGGCUCAGCUGACCACGGCCAACUGAUACUGGAGCUCUGGGCCGCAGCAUUACUCCCACGGCUUCCGGACCACGGACUGGACCACUGGCCGAACCAACUUCCAGGGACUGGCUGCGCGUCGCCUAUCUCCACCGUGGUACUUGAGCGAGACUGAGAGAUUGUCUUGGCGGCACCACCGCCUUUGGACUGAGCUAAAUACUCCUGCAGCUGCCGGUUUAACUCCGCCAUGACGCUUUCAUGCAAACAAGGAACUUGCUACCAUGCUAACGUCUUCCGCUCUGCUUCUUCUUUGUGGAAAUUUGUACAGGUUUGACAUUCUCUCUGGCGGUCUCUAGCGGAUGUAGAACACAGUAUAUAUCCAAUCCGCUUUAUUUAUAAAGCACAAUUUAAAAAAACUUGUUUCACGAAGUGAUGCACAUUAGGUAAAAUACACUUUUAAAAGAAGGAUACAUCUAUAGCAGUCUUAGUGUAAGAAACCUUUAACUUAAAAAUAAAAUAAUUAAUUCUUAAAACCUCAUGCUAGUUUGUUUUUAACUUAUAAAUAAUAUACUACCAUUGACUCCGGACAAGAUUGACCAAUGAACCUCUUUGUAUCCAAUAUUUUCAUAUCCACGGCUUGAUAUGUAAAUUUAUUAUAUUCAAUAAUGUUAUGUGAUAUCUUUUUCGCAGAUAUAACUGCUAUUUCAGAAAUGUAUUCAUCUUUUUGCAUUAAAAUCUACAUUUGGUACUAUUUUG
This is a messenger RNA of Entelurus aequoreus (snake pipefish), 4723 nucleotides long. It is a transcript of the gene wdr33, whose product is annotated as WD repeat domain 33. The record is from RefSeq and is a predicted model, not a curated record. Gene Ontology annotation, molecular function: protein binding. Gene Ontology annotation, cellular component: mRNA cleavage and polyadenylation specificity factor complex. NCBI's taxonomy places the organism in Eukaryota, Metazoa, Chordata, Actinopteri, Syngnathiformes, Syngnathidae. Bases 258 to 3287 code for a protein of 1009 amino acids. The transcript has 21 exons.